AUGAGCCUUUCCCAGGGCAGCGAUAGCUCGCCUUCCUCCACCGCCGAUUUGGAGAAGCUGAACCCUCCUGAGAACUCGUCUUCCGAUGUUGACAGCAAGGAAGACAUCCCGGCUCCAAAACCCGCUGGCCCCAACCCAGCAGACUUUCCUGAUGGCGGUCUGCGAGCUUGGACAGUUGUGGCAGGGUCCUGGUGCUGCAUGUUUGCGUCGAUGGGCUGGAUUAACUGCAUUGGAGUCUUCCAAGACUACUAUGAGCGUGACCAGCUCUCGUCGUACUCUGCUUCCUCGGUCGCCUGGAUCAGCUCCACGGAAACAUUCAUGAUGUUCCUCGGCGCCCCUAUUUUUGGCAAGGUUUUCGACAACUUUGGCCCUCGAUACAUGCUCUUAGGUGGCACAAUCUGCCACGUCCUGGGUCUGAUGAUGACCAGUCUGUCCUCUGAGUACUAUCAAUUCUUCUUGGCCCAGUCUAUUCUCAGUGCCUUGGGUGCCAGUGCUAUCUUCUACGGAUGCCUCAACCCUAUUGGAACUUGGUUCAUGAAGAACCGCGCGUUUGCUUUUGGCAUCAUCUCUGCAGGAGCCUCUCUUGCGGGUGUCAUUCUUCCGAUUAUGAUUGAUCGACUGAUUCCGACUGUUGGAUUUGCCUGGUCCAUGCGAGCAGUGGCAUUCAUGUUCUUGGGUUUGCUUAUUAUUGGGAACUUGACCAUUAGAUCUCGUCUACCUCCCAAGCCUACCCCAAUUGCCGCGAGCCAAUUCCUGGUUCCAUUCAAGGAGCCGCCAUUUCUUUUUGUUGCGCUUGGGAGCUUCUUCUUCUUUUGGGGAGUUUUUUUGCCGACUAAUUUCAUUAUCCUGCAAGCGCAGCAUGAUGGCAUGUCAUUAAAUCUCUCUGGCUAUCUCCUUGCUAUCUUGAAUGCUGGCAGCGUCAUCGGUCGUAUUCUCCCUGGCUGGCUCGGAGAUCGGCUCGGCAGGUUCAAUGUGAUGAUUGUCACCACCUAUCUCACCAGCAUCAUUGUUCUAGCACUCUGGAUUCCUGGACACGGCAAUAGCCCCAUUAUAGUCUUCUCGGCUUUGUUUGGAUUCACCAGUGGCACCUUUGUGAGCAUGAUUCCGGCUAUUGUGGCACAGGUGACAAAAGAUAUCCGUACCAUCGGUGUCCGCAACGGCUCGAACUUCUUCAUCAUUAGCAUUGCAGCCCUGACCGGAAAUCCAAUUGCUGGAGCUCUGGUCUCACACGACGGGGGUGGCUACCUGUACCUGCAAAUCUUUUGUGGACUCACAAUGUUCCUGGGCGCUACUUUCUUCCUCGUGGCUCGUGUGGUGCAGGUUGGUUGGAUCUGGAAGCGGAUUUGA
Penicillium longicatenatum is the source of this 1347-nucleotide messenger RNA. RefSeq names its product Major facilitator superfamily domain general substrate transporter. The transcript is spliced from 3 exons. The record is from RefSeq and is a predicted model, not a curated record. Gene Ontology annotation, biological process: transmembrane transport. Gene Ontology annotation, cellular component: fungal-type vacuole membrane. Gene Ontology annotation, molecular function: transmembrane transporter activity. Bases 1 to 1347 code for a protein of 448 amino acids. Lineage: Eukaryota; Fungi; Ascomycota; Eurotiomycetes; Eurotiales; Aspergillaceae.